GAGGCGGCUCUUCCAGGUCAAGCUUGCAAGCUCCUUUCUGUAACUCAGCGGUCAUGGGAGUUUCUGUGUGAUGUGUUCUGCGUGACUCUACUGGGUGUUGUGAGAGAAGGUUAGUCAAGCUCAGAACUCCAAACAUGUGUCUUCGCUGGAUGCUGUGAAUUUAGCUCAAGCAAGCUCAGAACUUCACACAUGGAUUUAGUCACCUAUGAUGACGUGCAGGUGAACUUCACUCAGGAUGAGUGGGCUUUGCUGGAUCCUUCUCAGAAGAGUCUCUACAAAGAUGUGAUGCUAGAGACCUAUAGGAAUCUCACAGCUAUAGGUUACAUUUGGGAAGAACAUACGAUUGAAGACCAUUUUCAAACUUCUAGAAGUCAUGGAAGGCAUGAAAGAAGUUGUUCUGCAGAGCAACCCUCUGAGUUUAUUCAAUGUGGUAAAGCCUUUGCAUAUGAGAGUGGUAGACAAAGGCAUCAAAUUAAACAUAAUGGAGAGAAACACCAUGACUGUAACCAAUGUGGUAAGGACUUUAGAACAUGGAAUGUCCUGCAAAUACAUAAGCGAACACAUACAGGAGAGAAACCCUAUGACUGUAAACAAUGUGGUAAAGUCUUUGCAAGAAGCUGUCAUCUCCAAAUACAUAAUCGAACACAUGCAGGAGAGAAACAGUAUGAAUGUAACCAAUGUGGUAAAGCUUUGAAAAGAAGGAGUGACCUCCAAAUCCAUAAGCGAACACAUACAGGAGAGAAACCCUAUGAAUGUAACCAAUGUGGAAAAGCCUUUGCAAGUAGUGGUGACCUCCAACAACAUAAACGAACACAUACAGGAGAGAAACCCUAUGAAUGUAAACAAUGUGGUAAAGCCUUUUCAGAAUGCAGUCAUCUCCGAAUACAUAAGCGAACACAUACAGGAGAGAAACCCUAUGAAUGUAAACAAUGUGGUAAAGCCUUUGCACAUAGCAGUCAUCUCCACAAACAUGAGCGAACACAUACAGGAGACAAACCCUAUGAAUGUAACCAAUGUGGUAAAGCCUUUGCAGUAAUCUAUACUCUCCAAAUGCAUAAGCGAACACAUACAGGAGACAAACCCUAUGAAUGUAACCAAUGUGGUAAAGCCUUUGCAGUAAUCUAUACUCUCCAAAUGCAUAAGCGAACACAUACAGGAGACAAACCCUAUGAAUGUAACCAAUGUGGUAAAGCCUUUGCAGUAAUCUAUACUCUCCAAAGGCAUAAGCAAACACAUACAGGAGAGAAACCCUAUAAAUGUAAACAAUGUGGUAAAGCCUUUACAAGAAGCUGUCAUCUCCGAAUACAUAAGCGAACACAUACAGGAGAGAAACCCUAUGAAUGUAACCAAUGUGGAAAAGCCUUUGCAAGAAGUGGUGACCUCCAAAAACAUAAACGAACACAUACAGGAGAGAAACCCUAUGAAUGUAAACAAUGUGGUAAAGCCUUUGCACAUAGCAGUCAUCUCCACAAACAUGAGCGAACACAUACAGGAGACAAACCCUAUGAAUGUAACCAAUGUGGUAAAGCCUUUGCAGAAAGCAGUACUCUCCAAAUCCAUAACCGAACACAUACAGGAGAGAAACCCUAUGAAUGUAACCAAUGUGGUAAAGCUUUUAUAACAAGGAGAGUCCUCCAAAUACAUAAGCGAACACAUACCGGAGAGAAACCAUAUGAAUGUAAACAAUGUGGUAAAGCCUUCGCAAGCAGUAGUGACCUCCAAAAACAUAAACGAACACAUUCAGGAGCGAAACCCUAUGAAUGUAAACAAUGUGGUAAAGCUUUUGCACAAAGCAGUCAUCUCCGAAUACAUAAGCAAACACAUACAGGAGAGAGACCCUAUGAAUGUAACUAGUAUGGUAAAGCCUUUGCAGGAAGCAGUGUUCUCCAAUGCCAUAAAAGAUAAAUACAGGAGAGACACCAUAUGAAUGUAACCAAGGUGGUAAACCCUUUGAAGGAAGCAGUGGUCUUGAAUAUCAUAAUCGAACACACACAGCUGAAAAACCCAGGAAUGUAACCAAUGUGGUAAAGUCUUUGCAGGAAGGAGUGACCUUUAAAGAGAAAAGACCAUACAGGAGAGAAACUCUAUGUAGGUAUCUGAUGUUAUAAAGCCUUUGCAGCAAGCAUUGAUCUCCAAGUACAUAAAUGAACAUAUACCAGAGAGGAACCUUUUAAACGUAACCAAUGUGGUAAAGCUUUUUCGAAAACCAAUAGUCUUUACACACAUAAAAGCACAUAUAGUUGAGAGAAAUGCUUUGAUUUUAACCAAUGUGGUUAAACUUUUUCAAAAAGCAGUCAUCAACAAAAUCAUGAAAGAGCACGUAUAGGAGAGAGAUUUUUGAAUGUUAGCAAUGGUGCUUUUAUAGCUUUUUCACAAAGCAGUGGCCUCCAAAUAUAUAAAGCAACACAUACAGGAGAGAAACCCUAUGAAUAUUGGCAAUGUUUUAAAACACUUCUACAUCACAAUCAUCUUCAAAUCUGUAAGGAACAUGAGGUUUUGAGAAAUCCUCUGAAUAACACCAAUUAGGGAAAGCAAUUGUACAAAAGAGUCAUCUCCCAACACAAAAGUAUACACACUAGAUAUAAACCCUAUGAAUAUAGGCAAUGUGGUAAACAUUUUAUAAGUCACAGUAGUCUCUAAGUAAAUAAAAAGAGACACAGUUGAGAAAAACACUAUGAAAUGAACAAGUGAACAGAGCCUUGUGCAUUAAAAUCUUCAAAUACAUAAAAGAAGACAUAGAGGUGAGAAAUCCGAUGUCUACAAGCCAUGUGGUAUUGCUUUCACUUGUCAGUCAUAUUCAAAGACACAAAAGAAAACAAAAUGUAACAAAAGGCUGAGUGUGUUUAAUAUGGUGAAACUUUUUGAAUAUUUUAGAGUCUUCACAAUGAAACAAUUCAUACUGCAAAUAAAUUUAGGAAUAUAAUAUGGUGAAACCUUUUCAGAUUUCCCAAAUCUUCAUCAUUAUGAAUGGGAAACCCAUAAAUGCAUUCAAUAUGGGGAAGCCUUUAAACAUUUCUAAUUCUUUAUAAUCCUGAAAAUAAUCAUACAAAGUUCAAGGGGAUACAAGAAAUGUUUCUUAUUGUCUUGCUUGAGUUACAGUCCUGACAUCCUUUGGUAUGAAUAUCAAUGUGGAAAUUGUGAGUGGAUGCCCUUUCCUCCCCAACUGCUUCUUGGUCAUAAUGUUUAUGCAGGAAUAGAAACCCUGACUAAGACAAAUUGGUAUCUGGAGUGGGGUAUUCCUGUGUCAACCUGACCAUGUUUUGGGAGGACUGUGGAAGGACUUUGGAACUUUGGGUUAGAAGAUCCAUUCUGUGUUAAGAACGCUGUGGGAUGUUGUGUAGGAGCUUGGAAGAUAAUGUUGAGAACCGUGCAGAAGAUGGAAGCCUGGCUUGUGAAAUUUUAGAGGGAAAAUGAAAGCCUCUUUUCAGGGCCAUUGUUACUUUGUGAAGAUUCUGUGGUUCUGGUUAACUGGGGCUGAAGAAUCAGCUGUGAUUAACAAGAUACCAGAACUACUAGAGUGAAAACUUUGCAUUACUGGGACUGUUGAUGCUGGUUAGCAGGAGCUAAGAAAUUAGCAGUGAUUAAGAAGAAACCAGCAUCAUUGAAGUGGCAUCAUCUGUGAAGUGUUUUCUGAGAGCACAGAGGAAGUGUUCUAGAGAUAAUCAAGGUGGUACCUUGUGCUGUGGCUGGACUUGGUAGUGUGUGAGUCUUAACCUCGUGGUACUGGUUUUGAAGGCAUGAAGGGAUAAUGCAGAGCAGCUAAGGCCCAGCACUUUGAGAGGUCAUGG
Messenger RNA from Mus musculus (house mouse), 3788 nucleotides. Its product is annotated as predicted gene 6710. Lineage: Eukaryota; Metazoa; Chordata; Mammalia; Rodentia; Muridae. The record is from RefSeq and is marked validated. The transcript has 5 exons. The coding region runs from base 190 to 1854 and encodes 554 amino acids.